Molecule: messenger RNA, 1668 nt
Organism: Hydra vulgaris (swiftwater hydra)
Lineage: Eukaryota; Metazoa; Cnidaria; Hydrozoa; Anthoathecata; Hydridae
Product: glutamine synthetase
Cellular component (GO): cytoplasm
Molecular function (GO): glutamine synthetase activity
Source: RefSeq, a predicted model, not a curated record
UUUUUAAAAAAAAAAAAAGAUCAUGUAUAUAUGUUAACUGACAUGGAUUUCAACUCUUUUAUAUUGCAUAAUUAAUCAUUUAAAUGAAAAUAUUCAAAGCCUACAGAAUAUUAAACGACAUGCUGUUAAAUAUCUCUUGUACAACUAUUAUCUAAUUAUCAAGCCAACUAAGAUGGAGAAUUAUAAAGGUCUAAACCAAAGCAUAUUAAACAAAUAUAUGGAGCUUGAUACUAACGGUAAAAUUCAAGCAAACUACAUAUGGAUUGAUGGUUCAGGUAAAACAUUGCGAUCAAAAACAAAAACCCUUGACUAUGUACCCGAAACACCCGAUCAGCUACCAAUUUGGAAUUUUGAUGGCUCGUCAACAGGUCAAGCAACCGGUAAAAACAGUGAUGUUUAUUUACAUCCAGUCGCCAUUUUUCCUGAUCCAUUCAGAGAAGGUAAACAUAAGCUUGUACUCUGCGAAACUUAUACUUAUGAUCACAAGCCAACAGAAUCUAACAAAAGAAAAUCGUGUAAAUCUGUAAUGGAGCUAGUAAAGGACUCUCAUCCUUGGUUUGGCCUCGAGCAAGAAUAUUCCUUACUUGAUCGUGAUGGACAACCACUUGGGUGGCCAAAAGGUGGUUAUCCGGCUCCUCAGGGACCAUACUACUGCGCUGUUGGCACUGGAAAAGUUUUCGGAAGAGAAGUAAUGGAAGCUCACUACAGAGCAUGUCUUUACGCGGGAUUAAAAAUAGCUGGAGAAAAUGCUGAAGUUAUGGCAUCACAGUGGGAAUUUCAAAUUGGACCUUGCGAAGGAAUUGAAAUGGGAGAUCAAUUAUGGGUAGCUCGUUAUUUGCUUGAACGAGUUGCUGAAGAUUUUGGAAUUAUUGUUACAUUAGACCCUAAACCAAUAUCUGGAGAUUGGAACGGUGCUGGUUGUCACUCUAACUUCAGUACACUCGAGAUGCGAAAAGAAGGGGGACUUAAAAAGAUAUAUGAAGCUAUUGAUUGGUUAUCCAAGAACCACAAACAUCACAUUCGAUGCUAUGAUCCAGCUGGGGGUAAAGAUAACGAAAGACGUUUAACUGGACAUCACGAAACUUCUACGAUACAUGACUUUUCUCAUGGAGUUGCGAAUCGUGGGUGUAGUAUUCGAGUGCCGCGACAAUGUGCUGAAGAAGGAUACGGUUACUUAGAAGAUCGAAGGCCUGCAUCAAAUUGCGAUCCUUACGUUGUCACAGAAGCACUUGUAAGGACAAUAAUUUUAAACGAAAUAGUUGAUGAAUAAAAUUUUUUUAUAAAAAUGAGUAAAACUUAUACUUUAGAGAAUUCAAAGUAAUUUGAAACAAUUUUUAGUUUGUAAACUGAUUAUUUAUGUUUUUUCUAAGCAUAAAUACGUUGUCUAUUUGUUAAGCUCUACUAUAGACGCACGAUCAUAUGAAUUUCAUAAAUUAUUAUUUAUAUAUUUUAAAAGUAAGAACCUCAAUCAUUUAAAAGUUUAAUGGAAGUAAGGCUUUAAUGUGUUUUAAGAGGGUUUAAUUUGAGAUUAGGUAGUUUGCACAAUUUCUUUUAAAGACUAUUAUUUUUUUGUGUGUUUUCUAAUUAUUUUUGUUUACUUACCCAAUGUAAAUGUAUGGUUUUUAGGACUUGUUGUCUUUUUCGUUAAAUAGAACCAGAUUUAUAUUU